Linum trigynum is the source of this 5761-nucleotide messenger RNA. The record is from the annotation of a GenBank genome assembly. Lineage: Eukaryota; Viridiplantae; Streptophyta; Magnoliopsida; Malpighiales; Linaceae.
UCCCUAUUCAUUAUAACAUUACUACCUAUAUAUAUCAAAUUUUCUUUACCAAAUCAUCAUUCAUUAAUACAAAGGGCAAAAGAAAAUACAUUAUUUCCUUUCCUAUGUCGUUUUGCUAACCUCCAAUCAUUAUUCUAUAAAAAAAAAUACAACUUCAUUAGACGAUCGAAGUCCCCCUUUUCCUUCCCUCUCUGAAACCCUUACGCCCACAAAAUUCACUUUGGUUAAACCCUUUCGUCUCCCCAAAAGGCUCGUGCCCAGUCAAUUCCGAGAAGGGAAUCGAGUAUCUCGGAAGGCUACUCUGACGACGGAUUGGUUUUGGCGCAUGUAAGUAGUCGAAUUCCUGUUUCAAUUUCCUCUGUUCUGCAUCAAAGGAUUUUAUGUGCAUGCAAUUUUUAUUUUAUUUUGAUGUUGGCGCUUGUGCUCUCUCUUUGAUGUUCCUUCUAACCCUUUCGUACACCUCCAUAGACUCGAGCCUACUCAAUCGCUAGCCAAGGAAUUGUGAUAGAAAGGAAGCUAUUACCGACAUCAAAUUGAUUUCGGAGUUCUUAGUCGGUAUGAAACCACAUCCUUCUUUCAUGCUCCUCGUUCCUCUGCCAAAGGUUUUUGUACUGUUCUCAUUUGUUUCGGCCGCUGAUAUCAUCAUCAUCAUCCUUCUUGUACAUGAGUUUACUUUUCAAGAGGCAAGGCUGGUUAUGAUUUUUUUCUUACAUGCUUGUGCUUUCUUGGUUGUGUGAAUUCCCUUCGAGAUAUAAGUGCUUCUAUGUAUGUGUGUAAGGGUUUAGAUUGGUGGAAUCUCUGGUUUAGGGUCAUUUUGUUGAUUUUUCUAUUAAACCAAGUGAAUUUGUGUUAGAUUCUUGCUCAAUAUAUUCCUAGAGAUUGAUUUGAUGAUUGAAAACAUAUGUGAGGGUGAAUUUGCCUCUGUCAAAACUGCCAAGUAAUAACUAAAGAUGAAGUAAGUGCAACAUACAUGGGGCUGGCCUCAUAAUCCUUUCUUUGGCCCUGAUUUGAGAGAGAAGUUCAUAUAAGAGCCAAAUUGAAGAACCUCUGUUCCAAUUUUGUUUUAAUAUUGAAUAUAGGGAGUGAUUGAUCCUUACAUUAUGUUUUUACAUGUGUUAAGUCAUUAAAAGUACAACUUGUUCAGGAUUUGAAGUAAUAGGUUUGCUCAUGUUGAAUGGGUCUUAUAUGCGCAGGUGGUUUCGACAUUCUUCACUGUGAUUUAGGAACUCCCAAAACAGCCCAGCAGUGAAGGUUAAUCUAUCUUUAUGCAUAGUGAAAAUGAACAAAGAUUGGAUGAAGCUAAAGAAUAGAUUUUCUGAAGAAUAUAUAGCUGGGGUUGAGGAAUUUAUAAGGGUUUCAACUAACAAUGUUGAUGAACUUGGUAGAAUAAGAUGCCCGUGUAAAAUGUGCAAUAAUUUCUACUUCAAAGUUCUAAGCAUGGUGAAAACUGAGAUAUUUAGGCAUGGCAUGGUGGAGACGUAUACCAGAUGGAUACAUCAUGGCGAGCCAUUUGAGGUUGGCAGCAAUAGCAACACAAACCAGCCGCAUUCUCCUUUUGAGAAUGAAAUUGAAGUGAUAGAUACUAACAUUCCUGAUAUGCUGGAUGAUUUAGGCCGAGCUACUGCUGGAAGUUUUCCUUCAACAGAUGGGGCAACAACUAAUAAUCCUAGUUUAGCAAAUCUUUCUGGCAAUUUAACUAGGUUAAUCAAGGAUGUCAACUGUCCUCUAUAUCCGGGAUGCAAGAAGUUUUCAAAACUAUCCUUCGUCAUGAAAAUGAUGAAUAAUAAACUACUAACCAAUAGUAGUGAUAAAGCUUUUAACUUGAAUUUUGAGCUAGCUAUUCAAGGAUGCUUUACCAAAUGGGGACACACUUCCAACUUCAUUCUAUGAGGUUAAGAAAUACAUGAAAGAUCUCGGUUUUGGUUACACUAUAAUAGACGCAUGUCCCAACAAUUGCAUUAUGUUUAGAGGUCCUCUCCAAAAUGUAAAAACAUGUCCAAAAUGUGGGGAAUCUAGGUACAAACCUGGUAAACAGAAGGAGGUGGCCCAAAAAAAAAAGCUCGAUAUUUCCCAAUAAAAGAUAGGCUACAAAGGUUGUUCAUGACAAAAGACCUUGCUAAAGACAUGAGGUGGCAUAAGGAAAAAUGUGUUGAUGAUGAUGUACUCAGGCAUCCUGCUGAUGGAGAAACUUGGAAGCGGUUUGAUAGAGAUCAUAGCUGGUUUGUUUCGGAUCCUAGGAAUGUUCGACUUGCUCUUCUUAGUGAUGGGUUUAAUCCAUUCAGAAACAUGACUACUAGCUAUAGCAUGUGGCCUGUAGUCUUAACACCAUAUAAUCUACCUCCUUGGAGCUGUAUGACAGAGCCUUUUUCCCUCAGUGUUCUGAUACCUGGAAAGCAAUUCCCGGGUAAUAAUAUACAUGUUUAUUUAGAGCCUAUGAUAGAACAAUUGAAAUAAUUGUGGGAGGACGGGGUCAAUACUUAUGAUGCAUGUGCUAAGGAAACUUUUCACUUACAUGCUGCAUUGUUAUGGACAAUAAACGACUUUCCAGCAUAUGAAAUGUUAUGUGGGUGGACUACUAAGGGUAAACUAGCAUGUCCUAUGUGUAAUAACGAGACAUGUAGCUUGCGUUUGCAAUAUGGAAAGAAAGAGUGCUACAUGGGUCAUAGAAGGUGGUUGGACAAAGAUCAUCAGUGAAAAAAAAAGCAAGAAGUUUGAUGGAAAGACGGAACACAUAGGAAAACCUAAAAAUUUAUCGGGGACAGAAGUACUUGAACAGAUCAAUAGGGCCUUUCCUACAAAUAUUGCUGCCAGCGAGAUUGGUAAAAGAAAAGGGGUGCUUCGUAGAAUGUAUUUAACUGGAAAACGAAAGCCUCAUUUUGGAGUUUGCCAUACUGGAAAACUAUAGAAUUACGGCAUAACUUAGAUUUUAUGCAUGUAGAAAAGAACAUAAGUGAUAAUGUGUUAGCAACACUACUUAAUAUCGAUGGAAAGACCAAAGAUACAUCUAAUGCUCAGAUGGAUUUGAAACUCAUGGGUGUUCGAAAGGAAUUACAGCUGCAGAGAUACGGUGAUCAAUUUAAAAUGCCUCAAGCUUCAUAUACCUUAACUUCAGAACAAUGUAGGCAGUUCUGUGACUGGUUAAAAACCAUCAAGUUUCCCGAUGCCUAUGCCUCAAACAUUUCUCGUUGUGUAACUAGUGAUGGUAGGUCAAUAACUGGGAUGAAAAGUCACGACCACCAUGUGUUCUGACAACGUCUAUUGCCUGAUGCGGCACAUGGGUUAUUGGGGAAAGAAGUCUACAAAACUUUGGAAGAGAGAUACAACUGGAAGCAGAAUUGCAAGAGGAAAGAGCUGAAUCUGAGAGAAGAACUAAGGAAUUUGAGGCCAAGAAUCCCAAGAGGAGAAUAUACAAAUUCAGGAUGAGAAAAUACAACUUCAUGAGGAGAAGUUACAAAUGCAAGGUGCGGAAGUGCAGCAACUAUGAGAAUCACAAGAGAAACUUCAGCAGCAGAUGGAGUCAUUUGCUGCAGCACUAAAUCGGAAAUGACCAUGGAUUCCUUCAGCCGAAGGUAACUAUCUAUAUUCCUAGUCCAUUGUUCUUAAAGGAGCUGAAUUUAUAUAUGUCUCGUUCUCAUGCUGAGUUGUGUGUUGGGAUAACAACUAUUUAGAUUAAUUGUCACUUGAACAUGGAUGUGAGUAAGUGACAAACUAUCUUCUUUUUCAUUGUUUUCUUACAGAUGUUGAAGAUUACUAGGAGCAAUGAUUAGAUGACAAGGGAAGAUGUUAAAAAUUAGAAGUAUGAACUGUCCAUUUUGUCGUAGGAUGUUCUCCUUUAUGGUGAACCAACGCUAAACUUGUUCGGAAGCCUUUUUCUGGAUUUCGUUGGAAGACUAUGUUGAAAUCAAGAUGGUACUGAAUCGAAUGUUUGGAUUUGGAUAGAAGGAUUAGUUUUAUUUAAUGUGAUUGGAUUCUCUAGUUAUGACUAUGAACACAUGGUUCAAUUCUGGCAAUUUUUGUGUGUCAUUCAUGGUAUAUUUUGACAACACAUUUGUCAUAAUAUAAAACAGAAAUGACACGGACAUGUUGUCAUAAUAUCCAAAUAAUAUAAUCUGAAAAAACAAAAGUCGUCAUUUAUUAUGGAAUUUAUGACAAAUUUAUCAAUUGUCAGAAACUGCAAUAAUGAUUCGUAAACCGUCCAAAUUCUAUAGGUAUGACAAAGUAAAAUUUGUCAUAAUCCAACAACAGAACGAAUAUCAAUUGUGACAAUAGUCGAGUAUGACAAAAUGUAAUUAUCAUACUUUGCUGUGUUUGUCACAUUAAGUUAGAUAAAACUUGACAUCUCGUGACAAACACCGUUGUAGAAUGACAACUUUGUCAGCUUAAUACGACAAAUCCUUUUGUCACAUUAGUGACAUGUUUAUGACAAUUUAUAAAGGUCACAUUAUUGGUAGAUCUAGUAUGACGAACAUCUAAAAGUUUUGUCACAUUAAGUCAACGGCGACGGCGUAUUACGACAACGUUAAUGACGAAUGAUAUUUGUCACAAUGGAUGUAACAUGACAAAUUCAUAAUGUAUUGUGACAAAGUCCUUGCGUCAUAAUAGACCUAAUUUGUUGUAGUGAGUUCAUCAUAUCUGGAACCUGCUGGCUGAAUCUGGCUCGCUGUGGGUUGCGUGGGAGAAGAAGUACAGGUUGAAGCUCAAAUCCAUAUGGGGUAUCUCAAGCGAGUCAGUAGGAACGUGGAUUUGGCGGAAGAUUUUGAAGAGCAGAGCUGGGGUAAGAUCUCAUAUCUCUGGCAGUGGUAAUUUACUAGCUUGGGAUGGAAAGGUAUUACCUAAGUAUUCUGUUAAACUUGUCUGACAUACCAUAAGGAGUCCUAAUCUCCUUGUUGAUUGGCAUAAGACUGUUUGGGAAAAACUGUUUAGUCCUAAACACAGUUUACUAUUAUGUUUAGUUGUCCUGAAUUGUAUUGUUACAAAUGAUAAGCUUUAAACUGGGGGUUGGCUGGAGAAUGUUCUUGUGUUCUUUGUCCAGGUGGAGAAGAAUCUCGUGAUCACUUAUUUCUUGGAUGCCCUUACCGCAGCUAUGUCUUGUCAAAAUUACUAAGCAGAUUUUGUAGGAUCCCUGUUUUCACUACAUGGUCCGAGCAUUUGAGUUGGGGCAGUGAGGCAGUGGUCCAGUGGUACAGUGUUAGCAGGUGAAGGCAGGCAGGUUAAGAUGGUGUCUUUGCAUUAGUUAUGUGUGGCGUGAGCGUUGUUGCUGAGCUCAUGAUGCUGUCAUAUGUCCACCAAGUAAGCUGGUUGGAAGGAUUUAAGAAGAAGUGAAAUGGAUAAUUAAAGCCAAACCUGAAGCAGGAAUGAAGCAGAGAUGGAUUUUUUUUUAAUACUUUAGUAGAUAGUUACAUUGAGUAGUUAUUGAUAUGGCUAUGAACUAUUUGUACAUGGAGGAGGAGUUUUGCAGUUUGCAACUCCCGGGCUUAAUUGAAAUUUUGAUUAACCAUAAAAAAACAUCAUGUUUACCACCGUCUGGUCAACCGUUAAAUAUAACGGUCAACAAAAUCGGGAGGACAUAAAUGACACACAACUAUCAUAGGUUGGGACACAAAUGUCAUAUUGGAUAAUUUAGUCCACAAAUGACACAAUCUUGAUAGUUCGAGUUUCCUAGUGGUAUUAGCCCUUUAUUCUUUUACCUUUUAUUUACAUUUUCAUUUCUUUCCUAUACGAUUUCGGAAUACUAUUUUUUCAAGAAACCCUUUGAUUUUGC